ACAAAACAAGACAACACAACAUGUCUUCCUUCCCUUCCGUCUUCCUCUUCCCUACCUCGAACUUUUAUCUUCUGCUGCCCGCCGCUAUAAUAGCCAGCCGGCUUGGUUGGUUGGUAUCACCACGGCCACCAAGCUCCCUCCCCUGCUCAGCAGCGGCCUCUCAGAAGCAUAGCAGCUCUUCCUCGCCCCAACAGCCGUUUCCCAGUUCUUUUUCAGCACCAGCACUCCAGCAGGGCACAGCAAGGGCAUCUACUCUGCAUUUCUUCGCCUGAUCCAAUCCAACCGGAGAGAGUGACAGUGAAACCAUUGGACUUCGCGUAGAAACUUCCUGAUAUUUCUAAGGGGCUAUAAGGCAGGGAAUGAGUACAACCAAGGUGAAGAGACGUGUGGGGAAGUAUGAGCUCGGUCGGACCAUAGGUGAAGGCACAUUUGCUAAGGUCAGGUUCGCAAAGAACACUGAGACAGGCGAACCGGUAGCUAUCAAGAUCCUAGAUAAGGAGAAGGUCCUCAAGCACAAGAUGGUUGAGCAGAUUAAGCGGGAAAUUUCGACAAUGAAGUUGAUCAAGCAUCCUAAUGUUGUUCGCAUAUACGAGGUGAUGGGAAGUAAAACAAAGAUCUACAUUGUGUUAGAAUAUGCUACCGGUGGCGAGCUCUUUGACAUAAUUGCUAACCAUGGUCGAAUGAGGGAAGAUGAGGCAAGGAGGUACUUCCAACAAUUAAUCAAUGCAGUUGAUUAUUGUCAUAGCAGGGGUGUGUACCACCGGGAUCUAAAACCUGAAAAUUUACUGCUCGAUUCAUAUGGAAACCUGAAGGUCUCUGACUUUGGGCUGAGCGCGCUAUCUCAGCAGAUCAAGGAUGAUGGAUUGCUGCACACAACUUGUGGAACUCCGAACUAUGUUGCACCAGAGGUCCUUGAAGAUCAAGGCUAUGACGGUGCAAUGGCUGAUUUGUGGUCAUGUGGAGUUAUCCUGUUUGUUCUGCUAGCAGGGUAUUUGCCUUUUGAGGACUCUAAUCUUAUGACGUUGUAUAAGAAAAUAUCAAAUGCAGAAUUUACAUUUCCACCGUGGACGUCUUUUCCUGCGAAGAGGUUGUUAACAAGAAUCCUUGAUCCGAAUCCAAUGACGAGAAUAACAAUAUCUGAAAUAUUAGAGGAUGAGUGGUUCAAAAAGGGCUACAAGCGCCCGGAAUUUGACGAAAAAUAUGACACCACAUUGGAUGAUGUGGAUGCUGUCUUCAACGAUUCAGAAGAGCACCACGUGACAGAAAAGAAAGAAGAAGAGCCAGUAGCUCUGAAUGCAUUUGAACUGAUUUCAAUGUCAGCAGGCCUAAAUCUUGGAAACUUAUUCGACGCAGAACAGGAAUUCAAAAGAGAAACAAGGUUCACCUCAAAAUGUCCACCCAAGGAAAUUGUUCGCAAGAUUGAGGAAGCUGCAAAACCUCUAGGAUUCGAUGUUCAGAAGAAAAAUUACAAGUUGAGGCUCGAAAAGGUGAAAGCAGGGAGGAAAGGAAACCUCAAUGUUGCUACUGAGAUACUACAAGUCGCACCGUCUCUUCAUAUGGUAGAAGUCCGAAAAGCAAAAGGCGACACUCUGGAAUUCCAUAAAUUCUACAAGAACCUUUCCAAGACCUUAAAGGACGUUGUCUGGAAAUCCGAGGAUCUGCAAAUGCAACCUGCUGCUUAGCAGAACCUGAGGAGAGGAAGGAUGGAAAACAAUUUGUGUCUCAUUCUUUCAAGCAGAUUCCAUUUUGGUAGCCUGGAUCAGAAAAUCUGUUCUCCGAAUUAUAUAUGUACUGGUGUGUGGCACAGCAAAUUGUGCUGGUCCUCCACCACUUUUGUAAAUGCUGCAUUUUGAGAGGUCGCAUUGCUUGCUGUAGACUGUAGUUGGAGAGAAGCUCGUUCAGUAGAUUUUGUCAGUAUAUGAGCUUUGUAAAUCCAUGUAUGCCUAUGAAUCAUGUUGAAACACCAUGCACAAAAUCUGUGAAAUGAAGCCAAGUAUGGUUUUUGCA
Panicum hallii is the source of this 2007-nucleotide messenger RNA. Its product is annotated as CBL-interacting protein kinase 32-like. Gene Ontology annotation, molecular function: protein kinase activity; ATP binding. Gene Ontology annotation, biological process: protein phosphorylation; signal transduction. The transcript has 15 exons. The record is from RefSeq and is a predicted model, not a curated record. NCBI's taxonomy places the organism in Eukaryota, Viridiplantae, Streptophyta, Magnoliopsida, Poales, Poaceae. The coding region runs from base 360 to 1682 and encodes 440 amino acids.